CUUAGUGACCUUCGCUGAAACACUAAUCCAAAUUUCCCUUAUAUAACCGAACAGCCACCCUACUUUCCUUGCUUCAAUUUAGUCACAGGUGACUCUUUAAAAUCUCCUCUUCUUUCCGGUUCGUAUUAAAUGCCCUGUCGAUCUUGAUUUCUCCGCCCCACCCUUUACUGAUUCUGUCCUUUCCCUAUGGACAACAACAGGCAGCUGCCCGACCCAGGGCGAAAUCAUCCACCCCCUCCUCGUUUAAUGGCUUCCUCAAAUUCACCCCAGACCCGCCCUAUCGCCCCAUACCAGCAACCAUCUUUGCCUUCUAUUCGUCAACUCCACCCCUAUCUACCACCCUCAGGAAUGGCCCAGCAUUUGCCAACCACAGACCCAUCCUCUUACCCGUAUCCACUCCCAACAUCUUAUUCAGCGCCCUCUGGCUCCAACGAAAUUCAGCAACCUCCCUCACAACACGCCCUUUACAGCCGUUCAGAAAUGAUGGAUUCUGAGCCAGAAGGUGAGAUAGAGCAGCAAGGUCCAGCGAAAAAGAAACGCCGGCGACAAGCUUUGAGCUGUAAUGAAUGCAAAAGGCGUAAGAUUAAAUGUGACAGAGCGCAGCCCUGCGGGCCAUGUACAAGGCGCGGUGAACAGUCUAAAUGCCAAUGGCGAACUUUAGAGCCUGUUGACAAAUAUGUCAGUCGGGCUGAAUAUGACGAACUCAAGGCCAGAAGUAAGGCUGAAUACGACGAACUCAAGUCAAGACUAGAUCACCUUGAAUCCGUGGUCUCGCGCCUUUUCCCCCCACCAGGCGGCCCUGCCAACGUGUCCAUGUACUCAAUCCCUCCUGAUAUUUCAGGGGCGCCGUCAUCAGAGAACGUAACCUCUUACCACUCCACCCAUUCCUCCGCGGGUCAAGCAUUGUAUGUUCCCCCAUCAUCUUCUUUCACUCAAGACCCGGCAAAAUCACAAUCUUAUGCUGGUUCUUCCUCACCUCAUAUCGCGGGGUCCGGAAUGAGCCACGGGCCUUCCAUUUCAUCGUCCUCUAACACGCAAUCAGUAUCACAGGGUGCUGGCCCAUCUCAUCUCCGCCAUUCCUCAGAUGCCAAAUCUCCUACUAUUGUUAGGCAGUCCCCGCUUUCGCUUGCUUCCAUAACGUCCCCUUACAAUGCUGAUUCCCAGUCAAAAAACUUCCACGCGCAGACGCUCAGAAUACUGGGCGAGCGUCUGCGCCCGGCUCCAAAAAGUUGGAAAGGCCCAGUGGAACUUCUAUGCGACAUCCACAAGCGAUGGAACAUGCGGCGAUGUCCAGCUCAGCUGGUGUGACAAUGGAAGGCUCGUCAAUGUCACCAGGGACACACCAUAUAUCUUCAUCCAGACGUUAUGGUGAUCCUUCCGUAGGGCGGGAAGGGGGGGAUAACAGAGACCGAAGGCAAGGUCCUGUAGAGCGAUAGACUCUUCCGGCAUCGGUCCAUUUCAUCGGCUCAUAGGUUAAUUUUGAUCAUCAUUGGUGGCAUUCAGUUCUAUUCAUUCACCUCACACUCCACACCACGCGUCAUCCUUGUAUGAG
Messenger RNA from Suillus clintonianus, 1552 nucleotides. RefSeq lists its product as uncharacterized. The transcript has 4 exons. The record is from RefSeq and is a predicted model, not a curated record. Gene Ontology annotation, molecular function: zinc ion binding; RNA polymerase II cis-regulatory region sequence-specific DNA binding; DNA-binding transcription activator activity, RNA polymerase II-specific. Gene Ontology annotation, biological process: regulation of transcription by RNA polymerase II. The coding region runs from base 187 to 1308 and encodes 373 amino acids. Lineage: Eukaryota; Fungi; Basidiomycota; Agaricomycetes; Boletales; Suillaceae. Gene Ontology annotation, cellular component: nucleus.